Molecule: messenger RNA, 1107 nt
Organism: Melanaphis sacchari
Lineage: Eukaryota; Metazoa; Arthropoda; Insecta; Hemiptera; Aphididae
Exons: 11
Coding region: 25-1107 (360 amino acids)
Molecular function (GO): zinc ion binding
Source: RefSeq, a predicted model, not a curated record
AUAUGUUGUGAACAAAAUUGUGACAUGAUAGCAAAUAAAAUUUGCAUGCCUUGCAAUAGCAUAUAUUGUGAAUCAUGUUCAAAGAUACAUCUGAGCAAUCAACAAAAUCAUCAAUCUGCCUUAAUAAUGACUUAUCCAUUGGAAAAAGUAGUUUGCAUACAAUGUAUUGAAAGAUAUGUAGAAGUAUAUUGUACUAAAUGUUCGGAAAUAAUUUGUUCUCUUUGUAAAUUAAAAUAUCACGAGAACCACAAUUUCAAAAUUAUUACCACAAUGGCCAACAAAUCCAAGUUUGAAUUUGACAUAGAGUUAUUUGAAAUAAAUUGGAUAGAAAGAUCAAAUCAAACUAUUGAGAAAUUGACAUCUCAAAAGAUUCAAACUUAUGACAAAAUUGAUAAAACAAUGCAAAAUGAUAAUCAUUUUGACUUAUUAAGCAUUUUGAUCAAUCAAGAUGAAACGGUUGAUAUCACUAAACAUACAAAAUAUGUCGUAAAUCGAAUGAACGUUAAUAGAAGUUAUACUGAUAUUAUGGAGGGAGAAAUAGUGAUUUCUUUGGCUUACAAAGAUGAACAAUUCCUGAGAAAUUUUGCUAAAUUACUUGAAGGAGUUAAAAAUGUUAUUUCAAUAAAAACUGAUAAGAAAAAGUUAACAAAUAAAGCUCUUCAAGUUGAUGAGCCUCUCAAAUCAAGUUCUGAGAUACAGGAUAACAUGGAGAUUGUUGAGAAUAAAAAUAUAGUAGAUAUAAAUUUUGAUAGUCCAAAGUUUAUAUCACUUGCAAUAUGUUGCUGUUGUAAUCAAUUAACAAAUAAUCUAAUACACUGCGUUAAUUGUCAGAGGUUUUAUCAUAAUAAUUGUCAUAUUCCUCCAAUAGAUAAGGAUCUUAAACCUAACCAUCCAUCAUUGAAAAAAUGGAAUUGUACACUUUGUCAAAACAUUGAAACACAUGUCAUUGCAUUAUACAAAAAGGAUUUUACAGAUUAUAAUAUAAUUAAUAAUGCCGAACAAAAACCAAGUGAUCCUGAAUAUAAGUCUGCAGAAGAACUUCAGAUCUUUUUUUAUAGAAUGUUAACUAAUUGGAUACCAAACCUUGACAUUGCGUGUCUACAAUAA